Spea bombifrons (plains spadefoot toad) is the source of this 4091-nucleotide messenger RNA. It is a transcript of the gene FANCI, whose product is annotated as FA complementation group I. The coding region runs from base 66 to 4052 and encodes 1328 amino acids. The transcript has 38 exons. Lineage: Eukaryota; Metazoa; Chordata; Amphibia; Anura; Pelobatidae. Gene Ontology annotation, biological process: DNA repair. The record is from RefSeq and is a predicted model, not a curated record. Gene Ontology annotation, molecular function: DNA polymerase binding.
GAGAGAUUCAGAGGAGGUGCGCGGGAAAUCGGAGCUGCCGGAUCCCCUCACUUCGGGAGGUGACCAUGGCUCAGAAGAUCUUUUCAUUAGCAGCAGAGGAAAACACAGAUGGACUUCAAAAGUAUCUUGAGAGCCUUGAAGACACUGAGCUGACAGAUAUCAUCAGAAAGCAUGUUGUUAAAGGGAAAGAAUCUGGAAGCUUUCUACGAGCCAUCUUCAAAGGAUCCCCGUGUUCUCAGGAUCCAGGACUUCACCGGAGGCUUGUGGUUUAUAGGCACUGCAUACAACUUGUUGAGUCUGGGGACUUACAGCAAGAAGUUGCCUCUGAGAUUGUGGGGCUGUUAAUGCUGGAGGUUCAUCAGUUACCUGGACCGUCCCUCAUUGAGCUGGCUAGUUUGUUUGUGGAUGCUGUGAAAAGCGGGAGUUUCAGUAAUGGAAAGUCUCUGGAGAUGUUUCCCACUAUCCUCACUGCUCUCUCUUCUAAGGAAAGCUUAGCCUAUGGCAAAGGUGAACUCACUGGAGAAGAAUAUAAGAAGCAGCUUAUAAAUAGCUUGUGCUCUAGCAGAUGGGAUUCGCAUUGCGUGAUUCACCUCACUUCUAUGUUUAGGGAUGUUCCUCUAAGCUCGGAGGAACUGCAGUUUGUUGUGGAAAAGGUUUUAAGAAUGCUUUCUAAGCUAGAUCUUCAGGAAAUGCCUCCAUUGGUUUACCAGCUGCUUCUGCUUUCUGCCAAGGGAUGCAAAAGGCAUAUAUUAGAAGGAAUAGUCACUGUUUUUAAUGAUCUGGAUCAAAAACAGACAGAGGAACAGAGAAAUGCUGAGUCAUUGGACUUAGAAGAUGAAACAAUCCCACACGACCAACUCCGUCAUGUGGAGGGCACAAUCAUUUUACACAUUGUCUUCGCGAUCAAACUGGAUCAGGACUUGGGUAGAGAGUUUGUAAAGUAUUUAAAGUCCGGUCAGCAAGGGGACACAAGCAAGAUCCUUUGUCCUUUCAGCGUUGCACUCUUGCUGUCUGUAUCAAGAAUACAAAGGUUUGAGGAACAGGUGUUCGACUUCCUGAAAACAACUGUGUUGAAAGGAUUUAAAGAUUUGCAGUUUCAACAAGGCUCAAAAUUUCUCCAGGAUUUGGUUCCUCAGCCAAUUAGUAUUUCAUCAAUGCUUCUGGAAACGGUGAAAAAUAGUGGCUAUGGUUGGGAUCAUGUCACGCAGGGCCUUGUGGAACUUGGUUUCAUUUUAAUGGAUUCAUUUGGGCCGAAGGCUUCUGCAGCAGCAAAAGCACCAGAAAUUGCUUCAGCAACUCCGAAAACACCCCCGCAGCAAUCUUGUCAGCUGGGAUCCAAAAUUUUACUGGAAACUUUUAAGGUUCAUGAGCCAAUCAGAAGUGAAGUCUUGGAGCAAGUCUUGAAUCGUGUUAUAACAAGGGCCACUAGUCCUAUCAGUCACUUUAUAGAUCUGCUGUCGGAUAUUGUAGCGUCUGCUCCGCUUAUUCUUCAGAAUUCAUCCUCUAAAGUGACUGAAGCCUUUGACCAUUUGGGAUACCUUCCCUUGGCUACAGUACAAGGCCUACUUAAAGCUGUGCAGCCUCUUCUCAAAAUUAGUAUGUCCAUGAGAGAUGCGCUAAUCCUCGUGCUUCGAAAAGCAAUGUUUUCAAGUCAGAUAGAUGCUCGGAAAUCUGCUGUUGCUGGGUUUUUGCUGCUCCUAAAGAAUUUUAAGGUCCUCGGGAGUUUGUCGUCCUCCCAAUGCAGCCAGGCCAUUGGCGCUAGCCAGGUGCAGGUGGAUGUCCAUGCACGAUACAACUCUGCUGCUAACGAGGCCUUUUGCCUGGAAAUCCUGGGCAGCCUUAGAAGGUGUUUGAGCCAGCAAGCUGAUGUGAGGCUUAUUCUUUAUGAGGGUUUUUAUGACGUGCUACGUCGGAAUUCCCAGCUCUCCGGUUCCAUUAUGCAGACUCUCCUAUCUCAGUUAAAGCGAUACUAUGAACCAGAGCUUGACCUGUUACCACCAUUAAAGCUGGAAGGAUGCAUUACAGCUCAAGGAGAGCAGAUAUUUUUGCAAGAACCACUGGCACAUUUACUGUGCUGCAUUCAUCAUUGCUUAAGCUGGUAUAAGUGCAGCUUACAGCAGCAGAGAAACAGAGAUGAUGAUGAUGACGACGAUGAUGUAACAGGAUGCCAACAAGACCUUGAUGAAACUAGAAGAAUGAUUAAAUGUGACCUGGAAGAUUUUGAGUUGGACAAGUCUGCGGACUUCUCUUUGGCAUCUAGUGUUGGUGUGAAGAAUAAUAUCUAUGCAGUUCUGGUCAUGGGAAUUUGUGAGGUCCUGAUUGAAUAUAACUUCACUACAGCAAAUUUUAGCAAAAGCAAGUUUGAAGACAUUCUUGGCUUGUUCAAGUGCUACAACAAGCUGUCUGAUAUUUUAAAAGAGAAAUCUGGCAAAGGCAGGGCAGCUGGAAACCAUAAGCUGUCCAGAAGUCUUCUUUCAAUGCGUUUUGUUUGUACCCUUUUGACUGCAUUAUUCAGAGACAGUACCAAAACCCAUGAAGAGAGCCUUUCUAUUCUUCGUGCAAAUCUGGAUUUCAUGCGCUACGCAAUCUCUGUUGCGCUGCAAAAAAUUCAGCAACUGGAAGAAACGGGAGCAACAGAUGGACCCGAUGGUCAAAAUCCUGAAAAAAUGUUUCACAGCAUCUGUGAGAUAUCACGGGUACUCCUGUGGAGGUACACAUCAAUCCCUACUGCAGCUGAAGAUUCUGGGAAAAAGGACAAAGGGAAGAAUAUAUCCAUGCUGUGUCUGGAGGGCUUGUUGCACAUAUUUCACACAAUCCAGCAACGUUAUCAACCAAAGAUCGCACAGUUCCUUGCUGCUUUGGAUGAUGAAAGUGAGGAAGACUCUAAGGAAAUGACUGAGAAAGCUGCUUUUCAAAUUAAGCAGUUUCAGAGGUGUCUCAUGAAUCAGAUCAGCGGUGAAGAAGAUGACUUUAACAGCAAAGAGGCAGUCUUGUUGGUUAAUGUCCUAACUGUGUUGUCCAGAUUACUGGAACCCUCAUCUGUACAAUUUGUACAGAUGCUUUCUUGGACUGUCAAAAUUUCCAAAGAAAGCAACUUUGAGGAUGUCCAGUUCUGUAGGGGUCUAAUGAACCUUCUGUUUAGUCUCCACUCCCUGUUCAAAAGUCCAGUGAGCAUUCUCCGUGAGCUCUGCCAGGACAUCCAUGGGCACAUAGGGGAUAUUGAUCAGGACAUUGAAGUGGAGAAGCAAUCUCAUUUCGCCAUUGUAAAUAUGAAGACUGCAGCCCCCACGGUCACUCUCAUGGUUUUAGGUCAAGCCGCAAAGGUUUUGGAAGAGGUGGAUUGGCUGAUUACGAAGCUGAAAGGACAGCUGGCUUCAGAGAAGAUAAUUGAAAGUGCCACUCAGGGAGUGAAUCCCAGAGAACCCGUGGAAAAGGCUAUCAUUCUUCAGUUGGGGACGUUACUGACCGCGUGCCACGAGCUGGUACAGACGGCCCUUCCCAGCGGAUCCUGUACUGACUCUUUACUGAAGGAGUUGGCAAAAAUGUACAACAUCCUAACAUCUCUCAUCAAAUAUUAUCUGCAGGUUUGUACCAGUCAUCUGGGACAGAUUCCUGCUCGCUUGGAAAAACUGGUUAAACUAUCUGGCUCCCAUCUGACUCCGCAGUGCUAUGCCUUCAUUACAUACGUACAGAAUAUUCACAAUGAAAGUCUGAAUGCUGCAGGAGAAAAGAAGAAGAAAAAGAAAGAGGAUGCUGCUGCGAUGGCUACAGCAAAAAUCCUUCGGGACACCAAACCAAUCCCCAACCUGAUCUUUGCCAUCGAGCAAUAUGAGAAAUUUCUCAUCCAUUUGUCUAAAAAGUCAAAGGUGAAUUUAAUGCAGUACAUGAAGCUGAGCACCUCACGAGACUUCAGGAUAAACGCAGCUACGCUGGAUGCAGCUUUACAGGAAAAGGAGUCCGACGAUGAGGAGAACGAGCCAGACAACAAUGAGUCAGUGGCAGAGGAGCAUGAAAGUCAAGAACCAAAAAAGAAAAGAAGAAAAGUGAAAUAAUUUAUACAGAACGCUAAAUAAGUAUAAAAGAAAUUUUCU